UUAGUAGUGACGAAUUUAAUAGUCAAGCUUUCAGCAAAGAUAAUUCUGAAGUUGAACAAAAAUCUCAAGAUCUAUUAGAUUCUUAUAUCAUGCAUAAACUUUCUAAAACCGAAAAAUCAAAAUUUAAUUAUUUACUUUUAAAAAUGAUGGUUGAAAAUUCAGAUUCAUUAGCUCUUUUUAAAUUUAUUAGUCCAAAAAUUAUACUUACUACUCGCAAACAUUUAAGUAGAAAGGUUUUAAAUGAAGCAGUUACUGAAUUUAUGUCAAGAAUUAAAGAAACAGCAAAAAAAGAUGAAAUUGGAGUUACUGUAACUAUGGAUACUCAAGAUAUUAGUAGUGAAAGAUCACGUACAAGUGAUAUUAUUUUAAAAGUAGAAGAGUUAUUCAAUGAGCUAGAAUCUCUUAAAAUUAAGACUAUAGCUUUAGUGACAGAUAGUGCAGCAGUUUAUGCAGCAGCCAAGUAA
This is a messenger RNA of Racocetra persica, 464 nucleotides long. The record is from the annotation of a GenBank genome assembly. Lineage: Eukaryota; Fungi; Glomeromycota; Glomeromycetes; Diversisporales; Gigasporaceae.